Molecule: messenger RNA, 682 nt
Organism: Trypanosoma cruzi
Lineage: Eukaryota; Euglenozoa; Kinetoplastea; Trypanosomatida; Trypanosomatidae
Product: mucin-associated surface protein (MASP), putative
Exons: 1
Source: RefSeq, a predicted model, not a curated record
UUCUUCAGAAAAACUUGUAGAUUUAAAAACAAAAACGCCUGCAGGGACUCCAUUGCUCAGCAAUCAGGCAAGUAAGGAAUCAUUACCCACAGUAAAGCCAGAAUCCUCCACCACAUCAGACUCAACAGUUACGGUGAAGGGUACGGAUCAGAUUUCAGAAGAAAAGCUUGCUGUGUUACAGGGACCAAGUACGGUCAAUGCUGGAGAGGACGGGAAAAAAGCCGUUACGGAAAUAAAACCAAAUACGACCACCAAUACGCCAGACGCAGCACCGACACUGCCCUCAGAGGGUGAUGUGACAGAGCAACACGGUAAGGACACAGACUCAUCGAAUUUCAUGAAUAAUGCAAAUACAGGCAGUUCGGCGGAAACAACAGCAUCAUCAUUCUCCAAAAGUGGCGGUAUUGACGCCCCGAAAAAUGAGAGUGAGGAUGAGGGCGAUGCUCAACGGCCUAAGAGCAAAGAACCACAAGAAAAACCCGAAGACAGUAAUACCAACGAUGCUCCUACAGAAAAUGAAACUGCACCACAAACAGAGAAACCAUUCGGCUCCGCUCAAACGAAUGAUACAUCUAAGUCUGGCGACAGUGACGGCAGCACCGCGGUCUCCCACACCGCCUCCCCUCUUUUGCUUCUUCUUGUUGUUGUGGCUGCUGCUGCUGCUGCGGUGGUGGCCGCGUGA